AUGGCCACCACCUCGCACAUGUUCAUGUACUCGCUGACGAUCCAGCCCCCUACUGCGAUCACUCAGGCCAUCCUUGGUCAGUUUGCGGGUACUAAGGAGCAGCAGAUCGUCACUGCCUCUGGGUCCAAGCUGACCAUCCACCGUCCUGACCCAUCUCAGGGAAAGGUCACCCCGAUCUAUUCCCAAGAUGUCUUUGGCAUCAUUCGUUCGUUGGCAGCGUUCCGACUGGCUGGAAGUAACAAAGAUUACAUUAUCAUCGGGUCUGAUUCAGGUCGCAUCACGAUCAUCGAAUAUGUUCCCUCCCAGAACCGCUUCAACCGGAUCCACUUGGAAACAUUUGGCAAGUCUGGGGUUCGCCGGGUUGUUCCGGGCCAGUACUUGGGCGUGGACCCCAAGGGUCGAGCGUGCCUAAUUGCCUCUUUGGAAAAGAACAAGCUGGUCUACGUUCUGAACCGCAACUCUCAGGCCGAGCUCACUAUCUCGUCUCCACUUGAGGCACACAAGCCACAGACCUUGGUUUUUGCCAUGACGGCCCUGGACGUGGGAUAUGAAAACCCCGUCUUUGCUGCUCUUGAAGUGGAUUACUCGGAAGCCGACCAGGAUCCCACUGGCCAAGCGUAUGAGGAGAUCGAGAAGGUCCUUGUCUACUAUGAGCUUGACCUGGGCCUCAACCACGUUGUCCGUAAAUGGUCUGACCCUGUCGAUCGUACGGCCAAUAUGCUGUUCCAAGUGCCAGGAGGAGCCGAUGGCCCCAGCGGUGUUCUUGUGUGCGCGGAGGACAACAUCACCUACCGUCACUCGAACCAGGAUGCCUUCCGUGUGCCCAUUCCGCGCCGGACUGGACCGACCGAGAACCCAGAGAGGAAACGCACCAUUGUGUCAGGCGUGAUGCACAAGAUGAGAGGCGCCUUUUUCUUCCUCCUUCAGACGGAAGACGGCGACAUGUUCAAGCUGACCCUUGACAUGGUCGAAGAUGAGAAUGGUCAACUCACUGGUGAGGUCAGACGGUUGAAAAUCAAAUACUUUGACACCGUCCCCGUUGCCUCCAGCUUGUUGAUCCUCAAGAGUGGUUUCCUCUACGUCGCCAGCGAAUCGGGCAACCACAACUUUUACCAAUUUGAAAAACUUGGUGAUGACGAUGAGGAGACCGAAUUCAGCAGUGAUGACUUUUCCGCCGACCCCUCUGUUCCCUAUGACCCGAUAUUUUUCCGCCCUCGCCCCGCGGAGAACUUGAACCUCAUGGAGAGUCUCAACUCACUCAACCCAUUGACGGAUAGCAAGAUUGCCAAUCUCACUGGUGAUGAUGCUCCACAAAUAUACACCGUGGGUGGAACCGGUGCUCGCAGCUCCUUCCGAACACUGAAGCAUGGGCUGGAAGUCUCAGAGAUCGUCGAGUCAGAACUUCGAACAGUACCCUCAGCAGUCUGGACCACGAAACUGACUCGUGGUGAUGAGUAUGAUGCUUACAUCGUGCUCUCCUUUGCCAAUGGUACUCUUGUCCUCAGUAUCGGUGAGGUCGUGGAAGAGGUUUCCGACACUGGAUUCCUCUCUACAGCCCCGACACUUGCAGUGCAACAGCUGGGCGAGGACUCUUUGAUCCAAGUCCACCCUCGCGGUAUCCGUCACUUGAUGGCUGAUCGCCGUGUCAACGAGUGGCCCGCACCGCAGCACCGAUCCAUCGUUGCUGCGGCUACCAAUGAACGUCAGGUGGCUGUCGCUCUGAGUUCCGGCGAGAUCGUCUACUUCGAAAUGGAUGCCGAUGGAUCGCUGGCAGAAUACGACGAACGCCGUCAGAUGUCUGGCACUGUUACUUGCUUGAGUUUGGGCGAAGUUCCCGAAGGCAGGAUGCGCAGUUCUUUCCUGGCUGUUGGCUGCGAUGACUCCACUGUCCGCAUCCUGAGCUUGGAUCCAGAUUCCACUCUUGAAAACAAAUCCGUGCAAGCUUUGACGUCGGCACCCUCGGCUCUCAACAUCAUUGCUAUGGCCGACUCGAGCUCCGGUGGCACCACACUUUACCUGCACAUCGGUCUCUACUCCGGUGUUUACCUCCGCACCGUACUGGAUGAGGUCACCGGCGAGCUUUCUGAUACUCGUACGCGUUUCCUGGGCGCAAAGCCCGUGAAGCUUUCACAAGUCUCCGUGAAGGGCCAAACUGCAGUCUUGGCUCUCAGCUCGCGCCCAUGGCUCGGAUACUCUGAUAUUCAAACAAAGAGCUUCAUGCUCACACCUCUCGACUGUGCUAGCAUUGAAUGGGGCUGGAACUUCUCUAGCGAGCAGUGCGAAGAGGGCAUGAUUGGUAUCCAGGGCAAAAAUCUACGAAUCUUCUCUAUUGACAAGCUUGACAACAACAUGCUGCAGGAGUCAAUUCCCCUGGCUCAUACCCCCCGUCGCUUUGUUAAGCAUCCUGAGCAGCCCCUCUUCUAUGUCAUCGAAUCCGACAACAACGUUUUGUCCUCUGCGACACAACAAAGCCUCAUUGAGGACUCAAAAGCUCGCAAUGGUGAAGCUCAGAUCCUUCCCCCGGAAGACUUUGGCUACCCUCGUGGUACCGGACACUGGGCAUCAUGCAUUCAAAUUGUGGACCCCGUCUCCACUAAGCAAGUGGUCUUCACUCUUGAAUUGGAAGAAAAUGAGGCCGCAGUCAGUAUUGCUGCAGUGCCAUUCUCUAGUCAAGAUGAUGAGACAUUCUUGGUUGUCGGAACGGCCAAGGAUCUGACUGCCGAUUCUCCUUCAUCAGCCACUGGUUUCAUUCACAUCUAUCGCUUCCAAGAAGACGGCCGAGAACUGGAGUUCAUUCAUAAGACUAAGGUUGACGAACCUCCUUUGGCUCUUCUUGCCUUCCAGGGCCGAGUGCUUGCCGGUAUUGGUUCGCUUCUCCGGCUGUACGAUCUGGGCAUGAAGCAGCUGCUUCGUAAAUGCCAGGCCCAUGUUGUGCCACAUACCAUCGUCGGUCUUCAGACACAAGGAAGCCGAAUCAUUGUCAGCGACACACGCGACAGUGUAACUUAUGUCGUUUACAAGUAUCAGGAGAACAUCCUGAUUCCAUUCGUGGAUGAUACCAUCGCACGGUGGACCACAUCUACUACGAUGGUCGAUUAUGAAACUACUGCUGGUGGUGACAAGUUUGGCAACAUCUGGCUGCUUCGUUGCCCCAGCAAGUUCUCCGAGGAGGCUGACGAGGAUGGGUCUGGUGCUCACCUUGUCCACGAGAGAGGCUACCUUCAGGGAACGCCCAAUCGUCUAGAGCUCAUGGUCCAUUACUACGUGCAAGACAUUCCCACCGGUAUACACAAGGCGCAGCUGGUGGCCGGUGGUCGUGACAUCCUUGUCUGGACCGGCUUCCAGGGCACUGUUGGUAUGUUCGUUCCCUUCGUCAGCCGUGAAGAUGUCGAUUUCUUCCAAAGCCUGGAGAUGCAACUGGCUUCACAACACCCUCCCCUGGCUGGUCGGGACCACCUGAUCUACCGCGGUUACUAUGCCCCUUCUAAGGGUGUCAUUGACGGUGACUUGUGCGAGAUGUACUUCUUGUUGCCAAACGAUACGAAGAUGAUGAUUGCCGCCGAGCUCGAUCGCUCUGUGCGCGAGAUCGAGCGUAAGAUCUCGGAUAUGCGAACGAGAGUGGCUUACUAA
Penicillium cataractarum is the source of this 3630-nucleotide messenger RNA. RefSeq names its product DDB1/RSE1 family protein. Gene Ontology annotation, biological process: mRNA splicing, via spliceosome. Gene Ontology annotation, cellular component: U2 snRNP; nucleus. NCBI's taxonomy places the organism in Eukaryota, Fungi, Ascomycota, Eurotiomycetes, Eurotiales, Aspergillaceae. The transcript is spliced from 4 exons. The record is from RefSeq and is a predicted model, not a curated record. Bases 1 to 3630 code for a protein of 1209 amino acids. Gene Ontology annotation, molecular function: U2 snRNA binding; protein binding.